This is a messenger RNA of Rhinichthys klamathensis goyatoka, 5619 nucleotides long. RefSeq names its product poly(ADP-ribose) polymerase family member 14-related sequence 1 (gene parp14rs1). Gene Ontology annotation, molecular function: transcription corepressor activity; NAD+ poly-ADP-ribosyltransferase activity; RNA binding. Bases 40 to 5481 code for a protein of 1813 amino acids. The record is from RefSeq and is a predicted model, not a curated record. Gene Ontology annotation, biological process: negative regulation of gene expression. Gene Ontology annotation, cellular component: nucleus; cytoplasm. The transcript has 17 exons. Lineage: Eukaryota; Metazoa; Chordata; Actinopteri; Cypriniformes; Leuciscidae.
CUGGGUUCGACAAACACCUCAGUCACAGGGCAGACGGACAUGGCUGGAGAGUUCCCAUACGCUCUCUGCGUGGAGGGCCAGUGGGACCCAAACACUCCCAAACUAAAAAAUAAACUUACCAUCUAUUUCCAGAGUAAGAAAUCCGACGGAGGCGACUGUGAGGUGGAAUACGGCGUUUCUGACAGACAAACAGCAACUGUUCGAUUCAAAACAGAGGAAGUGAGACAGCGAGUUCUGAACAAACAAAGGCAUGAGCUCAAGAUUGGUCAAAAAACAGUGAAAAUCAUUGUGAGUCUUCCGUCAUCAGACGCUUCAGUUCCUCAUGAAUCAACCUCUUCGGUCAGCACAAUCACGGGUGAACCCCACUGUGAAGAAGAAGAAGAAGAAGAAGAAGAAGAGACGGUUGAGCCACCUGAGAAAAAAGAAGAAGAUACAACCCAUAGAUCAGCUGUAAUUGAAAACAUCCAAAACAGCGGUCAAGAGUUUCUGACAAUGCUGGUGGAAAAUGUGCUGAAAGGAUCUUCUGCCGAGUCAAAUGACUUCAGCAUUGAAAUGAUACCAGAGAGCAAUUGUGCUGUGGUAACCUUUUCUUAUAGCAAGGAUGCAAACAACUUCAUUGUAUCCUGCCCAAGCAAUGGAAUUAUUAAGAGGAAAAACAUAAAAGUCAGAUUACUUGAGAUGACAUCAAAGGUGAAAGCUGAAGGCUUACCCCCGAACACCAACUUAGACUACCUCAUGCUCUAUUUUGAAAAAUUUGGAGAAGUAGAGGAUGAUGGGGUUACAAUGGAAACGUAUCAGUCAGCAAUAAUAACUUUUAAAAAUCCUGAAGAUGUGCAAACAGUCAUCAACCAUCAACAUCAGAUUAAAAAGCAGCCUUUCAGAGUACUACCAUACUACGAAACACUACAAACAGCUCUAUAUGGUAAAGAUAGACCCACUCUGAGACUUCCAGAGGAAUUUACUGAGAAGAUUGAUAAGACUAUAUGGCACCACUUUAAGGAAAACCAAAAAUCUCUGGGUUUAGUCACCCAAGCUAUGUCCAGUCAUUUUUGUGAGAUGGAUUUUCAAUCCUCAGCAGUAAAGAUCAGUCCUUCAUCAUCUUUACUUAACCGAGGCGGGCAGACAAGAAAACUCAUUCAAACAUGGAAAGAAAAUGCCCUCUCUGGGUUCUCAGUGGCAAUGUCUAACUUUAAAUCCAUUGAGCUCCACAUUCAGAAGGAUGCAUGGACAGAGAUACAGCCUGAAAUUCAAAAUACAGUGAUGGGAGAGGCAGUCACACUGGUUCCCUGCACAGAUGAAGGGACAAUAGCUGUAGCCGGACUGAAAGAAGAUGUGGACAGGAUUGAGGGAAUUCUGAGACAAACUGUUCAGAGAGUCACCCAAAGAAUCCAAAGGGAGAAGGGUAGUGAGACUGAUGAAAUAAAAAUAACUCCAUCCAUUUACACGCUUCUUUUCUGUGAUGGUUUGGAACAGCAAAUUCAAGACAAAUUUCCAGAAAUGGACAUAACAUACCAUGCGCACAGCCAAAAGUUAACUCUUUACGGUCUAAAAGAUGAGAUGCUGGAAACAAAGAACGAUAUACUGGAGGCUGUUCUUAAUUUAAUUCGUAAACCAAUUGAGCUCCACCAAUCUGUUUUAGAUUUUCUACACAAGAAGGAUCUGGAGGAAAUGUCCAAAGUUUUGUUUUUUAACAAAGAAAUUAAUGUAGCAUUAGAAUCUGAUGGAAAGAGAGUUUUGCUUGUUGGAAAAACAGACAAUGACUUGGAUGUUGGUGAGAAGCGACUGCAGACAGAUCUGGGUCAUUUGAGCUUCAACGUAGAAGAUCCCAGUGUUCUAACAAGAUCAGAUUGGCAAGACCUUGUCUCUCACAUAAAAAACUAUGUUAAAAAUGUUACAAUACAGACAUCCAUCAACCAGGUGGUGGUUUCUGGUUUUGUAGAGUCUAUCAAGGAUGUUGAACAAGAGUUAAAUGAUUUUGUUCAGAAAAACUCACACAUAGAGAAAACUCUGAAGGCUCACAAGACCGUUGUCACAUUCAUCAAGGAUCACAAAAGGCAGGAUUGGCUUGAAGAGGUGAAAGGUAAAGUGAAUGUGGACUUCAAAGAUGAAACCAUCAUGAUCAGUGGCCCAAAGCUUUAUGUGACUGAGUGUGUACCUGUAUUUGAGGACUUGCUUACGUCUGCGCAUCACUGCACCAUGAAAAUAGUUAAACCAGGGGCAAAGAAGUUCUUCAAGGAGAAAGAGUCAGUGUGUGUGACAUGUGCCAAGACAAAUAUGAAUUGUUUGGUCCAAUUAAUAGACGAGUAUGACCACCCACAUGACACUGUUCAAUCACAGAUAAUAAAGCCUGCUUAUCAAUAUAAAUCACAUGAAGGAAUUGAAAUUACAGUCAACAAAGCUGACAUGUGUUCAUUUCAAGCGGAUGCAGUGGUCGGUGCAUGCAAAGAGACCCUCCUACUGGAUGGAGGUUUAGCAAAAGCACUCUCAGAUGCUGCUGGUCCUAAACUUCAGAAUGCCUGCGACAAGCUUGUCAAAAGACGGAAGUUGACAACAGGUGAUGCAGUUCUCCUCGAUGCAGGAGGACGGCUGCGAUGCAAGCAUGUCAUCUUAGCAAUAGGACCACAAUAUAAUCCUUCAAAACCUCAGGAGUCCGAAAAGCUCCUGAAGAAGGCUGUGAAGAAGAGUCUGAAUGUGGCAGAUCAAGAAAGCUUCCAGUCGUUGGCAAUCCCAGCCAUUAGCUCUGGUGCAUUUGGUUUCCCUCUGGACCUUUGUGCAUGCACCAUUGUGAAAGCUAUAAAAGAGUUCUGUGAUUUUGUUGAAGGGGACAUUGCACUGAGGAAGAUUCACCUAGUUGACAAUAAUGAUAAAACGGUUCAAGCUUUAGAAGCUGCUGUGAAGAAAAUUUAUGGGGUCAGUUCACCUACCCAAAUCAUAACAGCUGGAAGCAGUUCAAGCAGCCAGCAGCAAAUCCAAGCAAGCUCUUCUCCAAGCCAACACCAGAUAACUGCGCUCUUUCAAGGGGCAUCACAAAGUUUUCAGACAAAAGAAGGCUUAACUAUCACACUUAUGAAAGGAAACAUUGAGGAUACAACAAUGGAUGUUGUUGUGAACACUCUCAGCAGUGACCUGAAUCUUGGUGUAGGAGCUAUUUCAAUUGCCCUUCUCAAAGCAGCUGGUCCACAGCUUCAGGUUCUGCUCAAUCAGCAAGUCACAGGCUCUGCAAACGUCGGAGCAGUCUUUGAAACAGCUGGUGCAAACCUGAAGAACAAACUGGUGUUCCAUGCAGUUGUACCACAUUGGAAUCAGGGACAAGGGAACGAGUCAAAGAUGCUGGAGGAUAUCGUGGAUAAGUGUUUGGGUCAGGCAGAGCAGCGUCAGCAGAGCUCCAUUGUUUUCUCUGCCAUUGGCACAGGAAACCUGGGAUUUCCAAAGCCACUGGUGGUCUGUACAAUGCUGGACUCGGCCUUCACGUUUAGCAGUAAAAGAAGUUCAAAGCACGUGAAGGAAGUGGUAUUUGCUCUUCACCCCAAAGAUACCCAAACCAUUCAGGCAUUCACAGAUGAGUUCAGCAAAAGGUUCAUAGGCCAGUCUGCCUCAGCGAGUAACCCCACACAGCCACAGAGCACAGGCCCCUUCUCAAAGGUCACAACGAAAUCUGGGAUUCAUGAGACUACAGUGGGAGGAAUAACACUUCAGGUCCUGAAUGGUGAUAUUACUACAGAGAAAACUGAUGUCAUUGUAAACUCCAGCAAUAAAGAGUUCACACUGAAAUCAGGUGUCUCAAAGGCUAUUAUGGAGAAGGCUGGUCCAAACGUAGAAGCUGAGUGCCAGCAGCUUGCGGCCAAGACUAACAGUGGACUGAUAAUGACUCAAGCGGGGAAUUUACAGUGUAAAAAGAUCAUCCACAUUUCAGCACAAAGCAAUGCUAUUAUGAUCCAAAAACAUGUUAAAAAGGCCCUGGAAAUGUGUGCCAAGGAAAAGUUAACCUCCAUUGCAUUCCCAGCUAUUGGCACAGGACAAGCGGGGUUGUCUCCAGGUCAAGUAGCAGACUCCAUGAUGGAUGGUGUGGUGGACAUGAUAGGAAAAUCUCCCCAGUCCACUCUCAAGCUGGUCAGAUUGGUUGUGUUCCAGGCCCCCAUGCUCCCUGAAUUCCUCAAAAGCAUGCAGUAUCGAGAAAAUGGACCUGCCAAACAAGAGAAAGAGAGUACAUGGUCAAAAAUCAAAACAUAUGCUAAAUCCCUCAUCAGUGGAUCUUGGGAGAAAGAAAUGAAACAACAAGGUGGCAAAGACUUUGUCAUUGAAGGCGUGCAAGUAGAUCCAGUGUUUCUUUCUAUCUGUGGACCAUCGCAAGCAGAAGUGGACAAAACAAAGCAUUUCUUAGAGGAUAUGAUCACUCAGGAACAAGUGUUCCAGUCUAUCACAGACACAGCCAUACUUAACUUCUCAGACAAAGACCAACAGCGAAUCCAGGACCUGCAAAGCACUAUGAAUGUGACUAUAAGGUUAGACUACAAAGCCCAUAAGGGUUCAGAAGGGACCUCAGGACAGGCCACACUCACAGUACAAGGUCUCAGCCGAGAUGUUCUAAAAGCCACUCAGGAAAUCCAAGAAAUGCUCAAAACAGCCAAAGAGGAUGAGAUACUCAAAAAAGAAAUGGAUUACACAAGUGAACUUGUGGAUUGGCAGUAUGAACAAGGUGGGCAAUAUAAAAGUUUUGAUCAACGUACAAAUUGGGAGUUGGAAAAGGCCCUCGGCAGCCAAGCUCCAGACAUCAAAAUUUCCUUCCAAGGCCAAACGUACCAGGUCAAACUGCCUGAGGGUCCUGCGGUGAGCACCACUGGAGGAAACAAGAUGAACAUCCAACGCAUUGACAGACUGAAAGCUACUGAAAGUAUCCCACAGCAUUGGGAUGCCAUGGCACCUAAUGACUUGUACCAAAAGUUUAAUUUGCAACCGACCAGCACAGAAUACAAAGACGUAUUGGGGCGCUUUCAGGCCACUUGUCCAAACAACAAAGUCUUGAAGAUUGAACGAAUCCAGAAUCCUGGGAUGUGGAAGAACUACCAGAAUAACAAAAGUGUUAUGGAAAAAAAGAAUGGUCAUCAAAAGAAUGAGGAAAAACUCUUUCAUGGAACCAGUGAGCAGACUAUCAAUCACAUAAAUAAGAGUGGAUUUAAUCGCAGUUAUGCAGGAAAAAAUGCUGCAGCAUAUGGAAACGGCACUUACUUUGCACGUAAUGCAAGCUACUCUUCUAGCAACACAUACUCCGUGCCUAAUGCUCAGGGACAUAAGCACAUGUACCUCUGCAGAGUCCUUGCGGGAGACUUCACUAAAGGAGCAGGUGGGAUGAUUGUGCCACCUACAAAAAAUACCAACUGUGACCUGUACGACACAGUUGUGGACAACCCUGCUGCUCCUACCAUUUUUGUGGUAUUUCGUGAUGAUAAUGCGUAUCCUGAAUAUUUAAUCACUUUCACUUAGUCAUUUGAAGAUCAAUCAUUUUACACAGUGAAACUGAGGGCUUGAUCACAUCAGACACAAUCAGGGAGAAGAUUUUUAAAUGACUGUACUGUAGUUCCCAUAAUGUUCCUUACUGAAUCAUUAAAAAUCGAAAGGGCU